CUCCCCUCCACUUCUCCCUUUCUAAAGAGGAAACAAACCCAAAAAAAUAAAACAUAAAAAUAAAAAUAAAGAAUUCAAUUCCGUUUACGCAGCCGACCCUAUUUUCUCUAUUUACAUCUGUCCCCAAUCACUCCACAAAUAUAUACUUUUUUCAAUUUAUUCUUUCCGUUGCGAGAGAAGAAAGAAAAGAAUGGCUGCAGCGGUUGCGGUACCAGUGGUUACGGAUCAAACAGCGGCAGUGGUUGCUCCUGCAGAGGAAACGCCUGCAGCCGAACAGUUUCCGAACAGGUCGCUCUACGUUGGGGAUCUGGAGCAUAACGUCAAAGAAGGACAACUGUUUGAUCUGUUUAGCCAGGUGGCGCCGGUUGUUUCCACUAGGGUUUGUAGGGAUCAGGCUGGACUAACCUCGCUCGGCUAUGCUUAUGUCAAUUUCAGCAAUCCUCAAGAUGCUGCAAAAGCAAUGGAGGUUCUGAACUUCACCCCUUUGAAUGGGAAACCUAUCAGAAUUAUGUUUUCUCAUCGUGAUCCUACAACAAGGAGAAGUGGACAUGCAAAUGUCUUUAUCAAGAAUCUGGACACUAAAAUUGAUAACAAGACCUUGCACGAAACAUUUGCUUCCUUUGGGCCUGUCCUUUCCUGCAAAGUAGCUGUUGACAACAAUGGUCAAUCAAAAGGUUAUGGCUUCAUACAGUUUGAAAACGAGGAAGAUGCUCAGAGUGCAAUCAACCGUUUGAAUGGCAUGUUGGUAAACGAUAGAGAAGUUUAUGUUGGACCUUUUGUUCGACGCCUAGAAAGGAUUGAGGCUAAUGGGUCACCAAAAUUUACUAAUGUUUAUGUUAAGAAUUUGUCUGAGACAACUUCUGAUGAGGACCUUAAGAAAAUUUUCAGCAGUUAUGGUGCCAUCACCAGUGCAAUUGUUAUGAAGGACCAAAAUGGGAAAUCUAGAGGUUUUGGUUUUGUGAACUUCCAGAGCCCAGAUUCUGCUGCUGCUGCUGUUGAGAAGUUGAAUGGGAUGACCUUCAGUGAUAAGGUUUGGUAUGUUGGGAGGGCCCAAAGGAAAGGAGAAAGGGAGGCAGAGUUGAAAGCCAAGUUUGAACAGGAAAGAAAUAGCAGGUAUGAGAAAAUGAAGGCUGCUAAUCUCUACCUAAAAAAUCUUGGUGACACCAUUGACGAAGAAAGAUUGAAGGAAUUAUUUUCUGAGUUUGGAUCUAUAACAUCAUGCAAGGUCAUGCUUGAUCAACAAGGGUUAAGUAAGGGCUCUGGUUUUGUUGCCUUUUCUACACCAGAGGAAGCUUCAAGAGCUUUGAGUGAAAUGAAUGGAAAGAUGAUAGGAAAGAAACCCCUGUAUGUAGCCAUUGCCCAACGCAGAGAAGAAAGGAUGGCUCGGCUGCAGGCACAUUUUUCCCAAAUUCAGGCACCUGGACUGCCAACUUUACCUUCAGGACUUCCUGGAUAUCAUCCUGGCACACCUAGGCUUGCACCACACCAGCUCUAUUUUGGCCAAGGAACUCCUGGCAUGAUGCCCCCUCAGCCUGCAGGCUACAGUUUCCAGCCGCAACUCUUGCCUGGAAUGCGUGCUGCUGUUGGCCCCAACUUUGUUAUGCCGUAUCAGCUGCAAAGGCAAGGACAACAGGGGCAGAGGAUUGGUAUGCGGCCUGGAGGGAACCACCAACAGAUGCAGCAGCAGCAGCUAUUGCACCGGAAUACUAAUCAGGGCUUAAGAUACGUGGGCAACGCAAGAAAUGGCAUAGAUUCGUCUGUGGUUCCACAAGGUUUUGUUGGUCCAGUGAUGCCGUUGCCCUUUGAGGCUUCAGGGAUGCCUAUAACUCCUAGUCAUGCCCAGCCAACCACUCCAGUGCCAAUUUCAACUCUCACAACCGCUCUGGCUUCUGCUACACCGGAGAACCGCAUGAUGAUGCUGGGUGAACAGCUUUAUCCCCUUGUGGAAUGUCUGGAGCCAGAUCAUGUGGCAAAGGUGACUGGGAUGUUAUUGGAGAUGGAUCAAACAGAGGUGCUGCAUCUUAUUGAAUCUCCAGAUGCUCUCAAGAAAAAGGUGGCCGAGGCAAUGCAAGUCCUUCAGGAAGCUGGUGCUUCUAGCGUUGGUGAUCAACCUGGCUCCUUGGCACUCAAUGAAUGAAGCAUAGCUUAUUUUCGUGGGUAAAUACAAUGAUUGAUACAUUGGUGUUUAUGAGCACGGUUUUUAGGGCUUGAUGACCCCACCCUUUUUUAGAAUUUUAUCUGAAACUAAUAUUAUAGGACCUUACUUUAUUUAGUGGAUCGGCAGCUUAGACUACCGAAUUUGAGCAUGACAGCGA
This is a messenger RNA of Populus nigra (black poplar), 2315 nucleotides long. Its product is annotated as polyadenylate-binding protein 3-like. NCBI's taxonomy places the organism in Eukaryota, Viridiplantae, Streptophyta, Magnoliopsida, Malpighiales, Salicaceae. The coding region runs from base 191 to 2137 and encodes 648 amino acids. The transcript is spliced from 7 exons. The record is from RefSeq and is a predicted model, not a curated record. Gene Ontology annotation, cellular component: ribonucleoprotein complex. Gene Ontology annotation, molecular function: RNA binding.